AUGGCUGCGCUUGGAGCUGUUGGUCCUGUGCUUGAAAGCACGGCACAUUCUUCUGUCCAGUAUCCGGCGUCUGGGUCUCUGUUGUGCCUGGGAAUUGAGAGCAGCGCGAACAAAGUCGGCGUGGGAAUUGUUUCAUCAAAUGGCGAAAUAUUGUCAAACCCACGGGAGACUUUUAUCACUCCCCCCGGCACCGGGUUUUUGCCUCGAGAAACGGCGUUACAUCAUCAAAGCAAGAUCGUGGGACUAGUCAGGAGAGCCCUUGCCGAGGCACAUGUGGAGCCAAAACAGCUGCAUUGCAUCGCUUAUACGUGUGGACCGGGCAUGGGUGGUCCAUUGGCAGUCGGCGCCAUCACAGCACGAACCUUGUCCCUUCUCUGGAAUAUCCCUCUAGUGGCUGUAAACCACUGCGUUGCACACAUCGAGAUGGGGCGCCUCGUAACAGGGUGCAGCAAUCCUGUCGUCCUUUAUGUUAGCGGAGGGAACACACAGGUGAUUGGUUAUGCGGACGGACGCUACCGUAUACUGGGAGAGACCCUAGAUGUCGCAGUAGGCAAUUGCAUCGAUCGCCUUGCGCGUCUUCUUCACCUUCCCAAUGAUCCUGCUCCGGGAUACCAAGUGGAGCAACUAGCUCGUCGUUUUGCUGAGAGGAGGAGGCAAAAGUUGUCCCCUGGGGAUCAUUCUACAACGGCACACAGCGCCUGCGAUCCUCAUAUCGAGGAUCCUGCUCAGGGACGAAUGGAACAAUCACAAGCAGAGCUUACAGAAGAGCUGCUUCCUCUCCCUUAUACUGUGAAGGGCAUGGAUCUUUCUUUCAGUGGCAUUCUUAGUCGGCUGGAAGACAUCGCAGGGACAAUGAGACGGUACGAGAAAUUCAGGAACGACACGUGCCGAGAUAGCGCUGGUGAACGAGGGGCAGAUGCCGGCUCAAUUUCAGGGGAUGGCAAUGAAGGAUCGCAGAAACCGGCGCACGUUAGCAUACAUGACACAGAACAGUCAUGCGAGGUCUCAAACGAUGAGAAACUGGGGAAGGGUGAAGCAAGAACCUGCGACGUGGGGCCAAAUGAAGGUGCAUCUUCAGGGGUUCCGUCGGUCUCAACUACUGCCAAUGGCGUGCCCGCUGGAUCCAGAUACGAUGGCGUCGAGGCACCCACAUGCAAACAACGGGGAUCAGAUGGGAAGGCAGCAGAGAAGCAGCGACGUCGAUCAGAGGGAAAGGCAAGCACGGAGAUGCCACAGCUUCACACAUGCCCGCAGGACCUGCAGGAAAGCCAGGUUAAUCAAAAACUGCGGCAGGGUAAAUGUGCCGGUAAACUGAAACUAAAUGGCAGAAGAGAGUAUCAAAACGGAGAGAUGUUCGAGGAUUUGCCUACGCGCCUUUUAACGCCUGAAAGUCUUUGUUUUAGCGCACAGGAAAUUAUUUUCGCGAUGCUAAGUGAGGUUACGGAGCGCGCUAUGGCUCUCCACUACGCUGACCAAGUUUUGGUUGUCGGCGGCGUAGGUUGCAAUUUACGCCUGCAAGAAAUGCUGAAGGAGAUGGCGAUAAGGCGGGGUGCUUCGAUGGGCGGCAUGGACGACCGUUACUGCAUUGACAACGGAGCAAUGGUCGCAUAUCUCGGCUGUCUGAUGGCCUCUAGGGGCCAGUUUGUCGAUGUCAGCAAAGCGCAAUACCGCCAGCGCUUUCGCACCGACGAGGUGCCUGUUUUGUGGCGCGAGGACGAAGAUCAAUCACUCGAUGUUGCCGAGAUGCGGGGUAAAAGCUAA
Messenger RNA from Neospora caninum, 1761 nucleotides. Its product is annotated as putative glycoprotease family domain-containing protein. NCBI's taxonomy places the organism in Eukaryota, Apicomplexa, Conoidasida, Eucoccidiorida, Sarcocystidae. The transcript has 3 exons. Bases 1 to 1761 code for a protein of 586 amino acids. Gene Ontology annotation, cellular component: EKC/KEOPS complex; cytoplasm. The record is from RefSeq and is a predicted model, not a curated record. Gene Ontology annotation, biological process: tRNA threonylcarbamoyladenosine modification.